This is a messenger RNA of Polypterus senegalus (gray bichir), 2904 nucleotides long. It is a transcript of the gene tbx16, whose product is annotated as T-box transcription factor 16. NCBI's taxonomy places the organism in Eukaryota, Metazoa, Chordata, Cladistia, Polypteriformes, Polypteridae. The transcript is spliced from 9 exons. Gene Ontology annotation, molecular function: RNA polymerase II cis-regulatory region sequence-specific DNA binding; DNA-binding transcription factor activity, RNA polymerase II-specific. The record is from RefSeq and is a predicted model, not a curated record. Gene Ontology annotation, cellular component: nucleus. The coding region runs from base 648 to 2438 and encodes 596 amino acids. Gene Ontology annotation, biological process: regulation of transcription by RNA polymerase II; cell fate specification; positive regulation of DNA-templated transcription.
UUAUAGAUGUCGAAAAAUCUACACAAGAUUAAUAACAAAUUUAAAAGCUACUGGUUUUCUUUCUUUCAUGAAUGUAUAAGUCAUGCUCAUUCAUUUGAGUCUUCAUUAAAACGUUGAAGAAAAAUAUGACUGAAGACAAAAAAGUAAAAUUAUAAACCAGAGGACAAUGUCACAGUAAUUUAUUCUUUCUACUACAGAAACAGCAGUAGGUUAUAAAAUUAUCAGCAAAAAUUGCUCUGUGAACUGAAGUAUAUUACAGUUAAAUGUAUGUGCAAGGAGUAAAACAGCAAAAAUGCCUUAAAUUUGUCAGUAACAUUUAGGUUUGUGAAAACCUUUUGGAAUAACAUUUACAUGUUUGACUAUGUGAUCAACUGCUUUUGUGUUAAAAUUCCAACUUGAAUGCCCAUUUUUAAAAUAAAUAUAUAAAACAGUUACUUUAAGCACUAGUGCCUUGUGCCAGGUUUGCAUUAACAACUUUUAUACAAUAUUAAUUAUCCAUUACAUUAAGCUGUAAACUUUAAAACCAAUCACAAAUUAUAUGCAUUGUCACAGUGUUUACAUGAGCUUUAAAUUCAGAAGACGUCCUCUUUCUCAACAAGGAAUCGCCCUUCACUGUUUGUUUAAAAGUCUGUUAGCAGUUAAUAAAGAUGCAUUUCCUCAAAGGUGCUUCCUGUGGGGACUAUAUCAAUGCUCUGUUAAGUUUCUUUGAUUUCUCUCUCCACCAAUGGCAACAGCUGCUUCAACUACCAUUGUGUCACAUCAAAGGAAAGAAAUGGAUCUCGAGAUCCCGCCCACAUUACAAUUCCCUUAAAAGUGAUGCAUCUCAACUUUGCAACCUAAAAUCACUCACUGGCCUUUCUACAAUACUUCUGGGAUUAAAUAUACUGCAAGGAUUCCUUUUGGAGAGAUACGCUACUGGAAAAAGGGAGCCAUGUACUAAGACUGUUCUGUAUUCUUUGAAAUUAUCAACUAAAACAAAAAGGGAUUUUUUUUUUCCUUCCAUCACCACAAAAAUGCAGCAUUCAUGCGAUCUAAAGCCCAACUUUAGCAUUCCAGUCCCUACCUUACCUCCGACAGCACCCGAGUCCUACUCACAAACAAAUGUCAGGAUGAGUCUGGAAGACUCGAACCUUUGGAAAGCCUUUCAUGAGUGUGGCACAGAGAUGAUUAUCACUAAACCAGGCAGGCGUAUGUUUCCGCAGUGCAAAAUAAAUGUUACCGGUCUAAUACCAUAUGCCAAGUACAUCUUGCUCAUGGAUCUAGUACCAGUUGAUGGAUUUCGUUACAAGUGGAAUAAGGACAAGUGGGAGGUUGCUGGAAAAGCUGAGCCCCAGCCCCCUUGCAGGACUUAUAUUCACUCAGACUCUCCUGCUGCUGGCAGCCAUUGGAUGAAACAACCAAUUUCAUUCCUCAAGGUCAAACUGACCAACAACACUCUUGACCAGCAUGGUCAUAUUAUUCUACACUCUAUGCAUCGUUACCAACCCCGGUUUCACAUUGUUCAAGCAGAUGACCUUUUCAGUGUUCGCUGGAGUGUGUUUCAGACCUUCACCUUUCCUGAGACAAUUUUCACUGCAGUUACUGCUUAUCAAAACAGCAAGAUAACUAAACUAAAGAUUGAUAAUAACCCCUUUGCCAAAGGCUUCAGGGAGCAAAGAACCAAUACAAUAAGCAGACAACGGUCACUCAGAGCUCAUGUGCGGCCAGAAAAAGCACAAAAGAGACAAAGUCCACUUAAAGAUGAAGAGGAGGAAGAACAGAUGCAGUCAGAAUUUCAAAGACCUUUCUAUGAAGGUUAUAACCAAGAAGAGGUAUUGUCAAAAUCCAAAGAUGCCUGCCCGGUGAAAGAUGAGAGAUUCUCCCCCUGGGGAUGUGAGCAAGAACAUUCAAACAAUGUCCGGACUGAAUCACCACUCAGUUCAGAAACAAGAGACAUUUAUAAUACAGAACAGCUGGUGCCAGGGCCCACCUCUUAUCAUCCAUACAGGUUUCACGGUUUUGGCAAAUCACCCUCCCCUUCUUCUACAACCUCAUCACAGAGUAGCAGGCGGCCAAGCUUCGACUCUAGACCAUCUGAUGUAGCCACAGUACCAGACCAAGACAACAAGAACUCCUCACUGGACACAAUGCCUUCUUCUUGUCCAGUGUCACUGGCACCUGCUCCCAACACUCAUCAAGAUUACGCAGGAAUGUUAAACAUGGCUUUAGCACCAGCGCCAAAUAAACCUGGUGUUAUCAGUCACAUUUAUAAUCAUUAUGGCGCAGAGCAAAGCCUCACCCAGUGGAAUGGGCCACCUCAUAGUCAAUACGGUUCUUCCAGCUUCUCAGCACCCCAUCAUCCUUCAGAAUACAGUACUCAGAGCAUGCAUCAUGGCUAUCACCAUGGAAAUAUGGCUGACUGGAGUCAAUAUCCACUGUUUUCAUAUUCUUGUUGGUAAAACAAAGGAAAAAUACUAACAACUAAAGAAAAAUAGUAAAUAUUGCUGCUCUGAUUCUCCCUUCCCACUAGCUGGUAAGGAAUAGUAUAUGUUUGGGGGGUUAAUGGUGUGUGCAUCAAUCAACUGAGUAAGCUUUGAAUAUUUGAGAAAGUUGUGCUUGAAGCAAAUCUAUGGACUCAAAACUUAAUAUAAAACACGUGACAAAUAACUUUCUGGUAUUAAAUUUAUCCAGUAAAAUGUGGGUAUGUUAAAUGGUUAAAUGUACAUAUCUACAUAACUGCAGCUAGAGAAAAAAAUAAUAUAUAUAUAUAUGUCACUUUCAAAAAGUGACCGCUUUGCUUUUACCUUUAAGAUAUGCCCAUGUAUCAAUAGUGCCAGCAGUGUUUUGAGAGCAAUUUUGUUUUUAAAAUGUUCAUUUAUUUUGUCACCUUUAAGCUGCUUUUGUAUAUUUUUGUUAAACUGCACC